Molecule: messenger RNA, 7581 nt
Organism: Oxyura jamaicensis (ruddy duck)
Lineage: Eukaryota; Metazoa; Chordata; Aves; Anseriformes; Anatidae
Gene: INSR
Product: insulin receptor
Exons: 21
Coding region: 124-4197 (1357 amino acids)
Biological process (GO): protein autophosphorylation; cell surface receptor protein tyrosine kinase signaling pathway; multicellular organism development
Cellular component (GO): insulin receptor complex; axon; membrane
Molecular function (GO): insulin receptor activity; insulin receptor substrate binding; ATP binding
Source: RefSeq, a predicted model, not a curated record
GGGCCCGCCGGCGGGUCUCUCGCCCACGAUGCGAAACCCGGCCCGGCCCCCGCGCCCGCCCCGCGGCCUCUGAUUCGCCCCAGCCGGGACGCGCCGAGCCGCGGCGGCCGCAGCGACGCGGGCAUGGCACCGAGAGGAGCGGCGGUGGCGGCGCUGGCCGGGGCCGUGGUGCUGCUGCUGGCGGCCUGCUGCGGCCGCAGCCGCGGGGAGAUUUGCAGAAGCAUGGACAUUCGCAACAAUCUGACCCGGCUGAACAUGCUUGAGAACUGCACUGUGAUCGAGGGCCACUUGCAAAUAUUGCUGAUGUUUAAAACCAAGCCUGAAGAUUUCCGCGAGCUCAGCUUUCCCAAACUGACUAUGAUUACAGACUACUUGCUGCUUUUUCGCGUCUAUGGCCUGGAGAGCUUAAAGGGACUCUUUCCCAACCUCACUGUGAUUCGAGGAACUCAUCUGUUUUUUAACUACGCGCUCGUCAUUUUUGAGAUGGUUCACCUGAAGGAGAUCGGCCUCUACAACCUGAUGAACAUCACUCGAGGCGCCGUGCGGAUCGAGAAGAACAACGAAUUGUGUUACUUGUCCACGAUCGACUGGUCGAGGAUUUUGGAUUCUGUAGAAGACAACUACAUCGUCGCCAACAAGGACGACAAAGAAGAGUGUGGAGAUGUGUGUCCGGGCACUGUGAAAGGGAAAAGCAACUGCCCGCCCACCGUGAUCAACGGCAUUUUCAUCGAGCGCUGCUGGACCCACGACCGCUGCCAGAGAGUCUGUCCAGCUGCCUGCAAGUCGCAAGGCUGCACCUCCGAUGGCCAGUGCUGUCACAGCGAAUGCCUGGGGGACUGCACGGAGCCCAACAACCCGGAGAAAUGCGUGGCGUGCCGCAACUUCUACCUUGAUGGCACUUGCGUGGAUGCCUGCCCGCCCGGUUACUAUCACUUUGAGGGCUGGCGCUGCGUGACCUUCAGCUUCUGCCAGGAGCUGCACAACAAAUGCAAAAACGCCAGGGAGUCGGGGUGUCACGUUAUCCACAACAACGAAUGUGUUCACGAAUGCCCGUCGGGGUACAUCAUGAAUUCCAGCAACCUGCACUGUACCCCCUGCGCAGGGCCCUGUCCAAAGGUUUGCGACUUUGGGAAGGAGAAGACUAUCGAUUCGGUGACAUCAGCACAGGAGCUCCGUGGCUGCACGGUUGUUAAUGGAAGCUUAGUUAUAAAUAUCCGGGGAGGAAAUAACAUAGCAGCUGAGCUAGAAGCGAAUCUUGGCUUGAUAGAAGAAAUCUCAGGUUACCUAAAAAUUCGCCGGUCUUAUGCCUUGGUUUCUCUUUCUUUUUUUCGUAAACUACAUCUGAUCAGAGGAGAAACAUUAGAAGCUGGGAAUUAUUCAUUUUAUGCCUUGGACAACCAGAAUCUUCGUCAGCUCUGGGACUGGAGUAAGCACAAUCUCACUAUUGCACGAGGCAAACUCUUCUUCCAUUAUAAUCCCAAACUGUGUUUGUCAGAAAUCCACAAGAUGGAGGAGAUCUCUGGGACUAAGGGGCGUCAGGAAAGGAACGACAUUGCCCUGAAGACAAAUGGCGAUCAAGCCUCAUGUGAAAAUGAAUUGCUGAAAUUUUCUUCUAUUAGAACAUCUCACGACAAGAUCCUGUUGAAGUGGGAGCCGUACUGGCCUCCUGAUUUCCGUGAUCUUCUGGGAUUUAUGCUUUUUUACAAAGAAGCUCCAUACCAAAAUGUGACAGAGUUUGAUGGACAAGAUGCUUGUGGGUCAAAUAGCUGGACAGUUGUGGAUGUUGACCCACCGCCACGAUCAAAUGAACCCAAAGCCCAGGCCCAGCCAGGCUGGCUUCUGAGGGGCUUAAAGCCAUGGACACAAUAUGCUGUGUUUGUUAAAACCCUGGUCACCUUCUCAGAUGAACGAAGGACAUACGGUGCAAAGAGUGAAAUCAUCUACGUCCAGACCAACGCUACUGUUCCGUCAGUUCCAUUAGAUCCGAUAUCUGUUUCCAACUCUUCAUCCCAAAUCAUUCUGAAGUGGAAGCCACCCUCAGAGCCCAACGGGAACAUCACGCACUACCUGGUGUUCUGGCAGCAGCAGGCCGAAGACAGUGAGCUGUAUGAACUCGAUUACUGCCUAAAGGGAUUAAAACUGCCCUCAAGGACCUGGUCUCCUCCUUUUGAAUCUGAAGACCCUCAGAAGUAUAAUCAAAGUGAAAACGAGGAUGUCAGCGGAGAAUGUUGCUCCUGUCCUAAAACAGACUCUCAAAUACAGAAGGAGCUGGAAGAGUCUGCUUUCCGCAAGACGUUUGAGAAUUAUCUUCACAACGAGGUUUUCGUCCCCAGGCCAUCAAGAAAACGAAGAGACCUCGGCUCCGUAGCAAAUGCCACCGUGGUGAUACCCACCAUCGCGUCCUCUCCAAACUCUUCUGCAGCUGCAUCUGAGAAUGCAGAGGAACAGAAACCUUUUGAAAAAGUUAAGUUCAAGGAGUCUUUGGUUAUCUCAGGCCUGCGGCAUUUCACAGGGUAUCGUAUUGAGCUCCACGCUUGUAACCACGACGCUCAGGAAUCUCGAUGCAGCGUUGCAGCUUAUGUCAGUGCCAGGACCAUGCCAGAAGCUAAGGCCGAUGACAUCGUUGGUCAAGUUACCCAUGAACUGGUUGAGAAAAAUACCGUGCACUUGAAGUGGCAGGAACCAAAGGAGCCAAACGGUCUUAUUGUGCUUUAUGAAGUGAAUUACGGGCGUCUUGGGGAGACAGAGGAAGCACACUACUGCGUUUCCCGUAAGCACUUUGCCAGUGAGCAGGGCUGCAAACUGCGCGGACUGCAGCCUGGAAACUACAGUGUCCGUAUACGAGCUACAUCGCUGGCUGGCAAUGGCUCGUGGACAGAACCUACCUAUUUCUACGUGGCUGAUUAUUUGAAUGCUCAGCCUAAUAUUGCUGUUAUAAUUGUUCCGAUUAUUUUUGCCAUAAUAAUUGCUGGAAUUAUUGGAGCUGCUUAUGUUCUUGUGAAAAAGAGACAAACCGAAGGACCGACUGGGCCGCUCUACGCAUCUUCUAACCCUGAGUAUCUCAGCGCCAGUGAUGUCUAUGUCCCUGAUGAAUGGGAGGUUCCACGAGAGAAGAUCACUCUCCUCCGAGAGCUGGGACAGGGCUCCUUUGGCAUGGUGUAUGAGGGAAUCGCCAAGGACAUCGUGAAGGGAGAGCCAGAGACUCGAGUAGCUGUGAAAACCGUUAACGAAUCAGCCAGCCUGCGCGAGCGCAUCGAGUUCUUAAAUGAAGCUUCUGUGAUGAAAGGGUUCAGCUGCCAUCAUGUGGUUCGCCUCCUCGGGGUGGUCUCAAAAGGACAACCUACUCUGGUGGUCAUGGAGUUGAUGGCACAUGGAGAUUUGAAAAGCUACCUUCGAUCUUUGAGACCUGAUGCUGAGAAUAACCCUGGUCGUCCACCGCCAACGCUGAGAGAAAUGAUCCAGAUGGCUGCAGAGAUCGCUGAUGGUAUGGCCUAUCUGAAUGCCAAAAAAUUUGUUCACAGAGAUCUCGCAGCUCGUAACUGUAUGGUUGCAGAGGACUUCACUGUAAAAAUUGGAGACUUUGGCAUGACCAGAGAUAUCUACGAGACGGAUUAUUACCGUAAGGGAGGCAAAGGACUUCUGCCUGUGCGCUGGAUGGCACCCGAAUCAUUAAAGGACGGUGUUUUCACUACUUACUCAGAUGUGUGGUCGUUUGGUGUUGUCCUUUGGGAAAUAAGCAGUUUAGCAGAGCAGCCGUACCAGGGACUCUCCAACGAACAGGUGCUAAAGUUUGUAAUGGAUGGAGGAUACCUGGAUCAGCCUGACAACUGCCCAGAGAGGCUGCACAGCCUGAUGCAGAUGUGUUGGCAAUACAACCCCAAAAUGCGCCCCACCUUCAUUGAGAUCAUCGAGAUGCUGAAGGAGGACUUGCACCCCAGCUUCCACGAGGUCUCGUUCUUCUACAGUGAGGAGAACAAACCUCUGGAAACGGAGGAGUACGAGAUGGACUUCGAGAACAUGGAGAGCAUUCCCCUCGAUCCCUCCUCGUACACGCAGAGGGACAAAGUCCUGGGGCGGGACAAUGGGCCCUCCAUGGCCCUCAAGGGGAACUACGAAGAGCACAUACCCUACACUCACAUGAACGGUGGCAAGAAAAACGGGCGGAUUCUCUCCAUGCCCCGAUCAAGUCCUUCCUAACGCUUCCUGUCUGGCCCAAGGGUUUUGUCUGCUUUUUUCCCCCUCCACAAAUCUCAGGACUCUUGUUAUUGCUGCCACAGUGUAUGACACACAUCUACAGACUUCAGAUUUUUAAUCAUCUUAUGAUUAAUACUAUUAUUUUUUUUUUUGCCAAGUUGACUGGCUGUCAGUGGACUUAUCUGUGAACAUAAAUGGAAAAGGUUUCCAUGGCUGCUGUCCUUUCUGUAACCAUGGUUUCAAAACAGGAAGCGACCGUGUAAGUUAAACUAAAGGAGGAGCAUCCACGUUUGCCAACAAAAGACGUGAAAUUUGCUGGUAUCUGAGCUACAGCGUAACGGUGCGGAACAAAACUGCAGGACAAAAGCAUUUCCAGUAGAAUUCCAGGCUUUCAGGCAUACUCUUCACUACAGCUGAAGGAUUCAACACAUCAGUCGGACGCGCCAGAUCCUCAGAUUGACCAAUAGCUGCUGCUUUCAUACUUUUUAAAUGGGUUAAAUCCCAGGGGUGCGUGCGUGUGCGUGCGUGUGUGCAGUAUAUAUAUGUGGGGUGUAUAUGUAUAGCAAAAUAUACCCUUCUUUUUUGUACAUAAGUUUUGUAUGUUCUCACAGAAGCUUUCCUCUUCUCGGAAGUGUGUACUUAUCUUUUUCCCAUUUCCCUGGAGUGACUGAAUCCUAAACAGAUUAUUUUUAUACUGAGGACUCUUGGGAGUAGGUUUUCUCUCAUUAACAAAUGAGGAAAAUGUGCUGGGAGCCAAAGGAGCAGAAAUCUGAGAUUUAUGGGUACUUUCAAGACCAAACGAAGUAGGAGUCCCCUGACCUGAGAUACCGAGUUUUCUGUCCUUACAGCAUUGAGUAUAUAUAUUGUUUGUUGUAAUAUAUUUAAAAUGUCUUUAGCUGAAAUUUUAACUUCAUAUAAAUUAUUGACUGUUUAUGGUCCUUUCGGGGAGGGGAGAAUUGGGGGGAUUGUUUGGUCUUAAAGUGGUCCAAAGAUUUCAGAAUGAACUAAUUUUAGCUGAUUACCCUUUUAGGAGCUAUGAAGCACAUGUUAAGUUUAUACUUGACAAGGCUUUAUAAAACAGUUUCAAGAUUUAUACAAUGCAGUCAGCUGGCUCCGCUCGAAGCCCUGGGACAAAGGAGUUGGGACUUACCUUGGUCGUUGGGGGCCAAAGGACACCAGAACGUCCCGCUCCGGGGUCCUGCUACGAGUUUGCCCCCGCUUCCCUCGCGUUGUGCCACAGGAGAAGCGGCCGGGGAGGCCGAGCAAGAACUCUAACCGGAAAAAAGACACUAAAGCCCAGCUGAAGGGAGGCGAGCGCAAGGCUCUUGGCUCUGCACGUGAAGCAGAAGCUGAACGUGACUGUGGUCAGCUCCCCGCUGCCUGUCUGCUGCUGCUCAGGCGUCCGGCCUCGUGCUGCCUGCGGGCCUCCGAUGUGUUCCUGAGACCCCUGCGGCUCUCCCAGGGCGCGUGCGUGAGCCGCUGCUUUCAGCCCUUCGGGAUGUCAACCUUCGUCUCUUGGACCGUGCUUUGUUUUGCUGCUGUUCGCAUAAAGACAGAGCUGAUAAGCACAAGAUGUUAGAAAACCAUUGUGAAACCAAGCGUGUCUCGUUGUGAUGAGGGAGCGUGCUGGCAGGGAGAAGCGCUAAAGCGAGAAGUGAAGAUGAUCGAUGUCGCAGGCCGUCCAUGCAGGAGGUGGUUUUACCAGGGGAGAGAUUGCUCAGACCUCUGCUCUUCCCCCUGGAGAAGUCCAAGGGCCACUCUGCUCUCUCUGCUGGGAAAAAACAAGGUCCUGACUCGGUGGGAGCGGGGACACCAGGCCGCAGCGUGGCUUUUGGUGUGUGCUGCUGCCUCCUCCCCGUGAGGGACUGGAAGGGGCCGGGGUCUGCAGGAGGCGCCUCUUGCAGCUCUGCUCGGCCCCGGCACCAGGGGGUGGUGGCCCCUGGGACGAGGGUGGAAGGCAGAGGGCAGAGAUUGCUCACGGAGUUAGGGGGAAAACACCCAGUGCAGGCGUGGGUAAGAUCCUUCAGUUCGAAAAGGCCUCGUUUACAUUUCUUCUGCUUUACAAAGUAGUAACUGUUUAGCAGCUCUAUACUACACUGCAGGAAAGAAGACAUAUUCUCACACUUUUCUAAGGAAGAGAAGUUUUUCUUAUUAGAAAUUUUUUAUUUAUUUUAAUAUAUAGAACACUAUAAAAAAAAAAAAAAAAAGGCAACAAAAAAAAAUCGUUUUCUUAACCACGCAGAACAUGUAAAUUUGUAUCCGUAAAAUCUUGGCAGGUGGAUGUGGUGGGAUUAUUUUUGUCCUGUUCUGGUGCAGUCUACCUCAGUGUUUCUUAAGGAUAUUUUUAAUACUGCGCACCUCUAAACCUGUUUAAAUAUUCUGGUCUGGACCUAUUGUGGAUCAGGGAAAAUCAAUAUCAGCUGAUUCCAAUACUUGGGACCAUUCACUGAAGGGAAUGGGUAGGAGAACAGCUCAUCACCGUUUAUCGCUAGUCUGAGUAGUAGUGACCAAAGGAAACUACUUCCAGCUCCAAAUACACGACAGCAAAUUGGGGUCUGAUACUCUGAUACCAUCUUCCUACUUCUGUUGCGAUAAAAAAGAGAAAAAGACCCAUCUAAAUGUUUGGACUUUGUGAACUAAUGACCUAAAAGGAGGAGACGGCAUCCCGCUGGAGCGGUAGGUGCCAGUGGGGACCAGGGCCUGCGCCCAGCCCUCGUUGUUGGAGUUGGGUUUGGGUGUCGUGGUCGCUGCCCUCGCUGUGCGCUGCUACCCGGGAGCUCUGCCGCUUGGAUGUGACCUCCUGAGAUCAGCCCUUCCCGCGUGCCGAUGUUUUGAUAACAUUUUAAAUUGCAGCAAUCGUAACUGUGGGAAUAGAAGAUCCUUUCUAUAAACAAACAUUGGAACCUUGUAUUGGGUCUGGCUUUUAAAUUUAGUUGAUAUUGGUUGGCCCUGUGAGUACGCAUGAUUUGCAACACUCGGAUCACUGAACAAGGGAUUAUGUGUUUCGCUCUGCGGACAGGCAGUCCGUUCACGUGGCUCGUGUUGUCAUCGUCACUCUGCACCGAAGGGAGCAGUUGUUUAUACCCAAUACUGUGCAUAAAGAUUACUCCAGUCGUCCUCUCUACAGUGUGCCAAGGGCGAGGAAAGGCGUGUGGUACCAGCGGUAAGGAUAUCAUUUUUCCCCAAAGCGAAGUCCCUUCUGAAAACAAACACAUGACGCGAGUGGUUGCCACUCGUGGCUGUUGGAGAUUACGUUCAGCUACAGAAUUAGGAGGAGUGAAUGGACAUCAUCCGUAAAGCCCAGCUCUGAAUGAGGAAAAUCCUUCACUUUCAGCCCUCAGCCGCCACUUUGCUCUCUUGCCGGGAGAUCCUUCCCUACCCCGGGGA